UUUCUAUAUAAAGGUCGCGGGGAAUUGCAAAAGAGUCAUUCAAGCACAUUGUUCCAUAGUAGCAGCUGAAACCAUGAGAACAAUCUUACUUGUGAGCGCCCUUUUCGUGGCAAGUAUCAACGCCGCCAGCAUUCAGCCAACCGUGCGGGCCAUCAACAACCAACUAUACAGGCGUUACGUGUGCGUCCAUAAGUCCGAUGGCUUCCGGGCCCUAGUCCCGGGCAGCUGCUCCCAGUACUACGAGUGCCACUCCGGAGUUGCUCUGGUGAGCACCUGCUCCCGUUUCUUCGACACCAAGGUCCAGGGCUGUGUUAACUACAACACAGGCUGUAUCGAGACCCAGGUCCUAUCUACCGAUAACAACAAGGUAGUAGCCCUUGACGCUGCUGUUCCUUGUGCCGAGGAAACGACCACUGCCUGUGGGGUGACAGAAGCUACUACGACCACGCCAUGUGGACCUGAGUCUAUACCAUCAACCACAACACCUUGCGAGCCGAGCUCUACCCCAUCGACCACCACACCCUGCGAACCGAUCGUUACCCCAUCGACCACGACACCCUGCGAACCGAUCGUUACCCCAUCGACCACGACACCCUGCGAACCGAUCGUUACCCCAUCGACCACAACACCCUGCGAACCGAUCGUUACCCCAUCGACCACAACACCCAGCGAACCGAUCGUUACCCCAUCGACCACGACACCCUGCGAGCCGAUCGUUACCCCAUCGACCACAACACCCUGCGAACCGAUCGUUACCCCAUCGACCACGACACCCUGCGAACCGAUCGUUACCCCAUCGACCACGACACCCUGCGAACCGAUCGUUACCCCAUCAACCACGACACCCUGCGAACCGAUCGUUACCCCAUCAACCACGACACCCUGCGAACCGAUCGUUACCCCAUCGACCACAACACCUUGUGAACCAAUUACCACAACAUCCACUGCUGCCGUGACCCCAUCAACAACGACACCCUGUGAGACUACUCCUACAACAACACCCUGCGAACCGAUCGUUACCCCAUCGACCACAACACCUUGUGAACCAAUCACCACAACAUCCACUGCUGCUGUGACCCCAUCAACCACGACACCCUGCGAACCGAUCGUUACCCCAUCGACCACAACACCUUGUGAACCAAUCACCACAACAUCCACUGCUGCUGUGACCCCAUCAACCACGACACCCUGUGAACCGAUCGUUACCCCAUCAACCACGACACCCUGCGAACCGAUCGUUACCCCAUCGACCACAACACCUUGUGAACCAAUCACCACAACAUCCACUGCUGCUGUGACCCCAUCAACCACGACACCCUGUGAACCGAUCGUUACCCCAUCAACCACGACACCCUGCGAACCGAUCGUUACCCCAUCGACCACAACACCUUGUGAACCAAUUACCACAACAUCCACUGCUGCUGUGACCCCAUCAACAACGACACCCUGUGAGACUACUCCUACAACAACAUCCUGCGAACCGAUCGUUACCCCAUCGACCACAACACCUUGUGAACCAAUUACCACAACAUCCACUGCUGCUGUGACCCCAUCAACCACGACACCCUGCGAACCGAUCGUUACCCCAUCGACCACAACACCUUGUGAACCAAUUACCACAACAUCCACUGCUGCCGUGACCCCAUCAACCACGACACCCUGUGAGACAACUCCUACAACAACACCCUGCGAACCGAUCGUUACCCCAUCAACCACGACACCCUGCAAACCGAUCGUUACCCCAUCGACCACAACACCUUGUGAACCAAUUACCACAACAUCCACUGCUGCCGUGACCCCAUCAACCACGACACCCUGUGAGACUACUCCUACAACAACACCCUGCGAACCGAUCGUUACCCCAUCGACCACAACACCCUGCGAAUCAAUCGCUACCCCAUCGACUACCACACCUUGUGAGCCUUCUUCAACCACGUCGACACCUUGUGCCCAAGAUGAUUCCACCACAACAACACCUUGUGCGCCGAUCACGACGACUGCAUGUGGGGAAGAAACAACCACUGCCUGCAGCGAAGCGUCUUCUGGAACCAAGGCUAAGCCCGCAACCCUGAAGGUGAAACCCGCCAGACCAGUUCGCCCUGCUAAGCGUCCCACCUUAGAGUCUACUCAGCAGGUGGCUCCUCAGGCUCAGGAUCUGAGCAUGACCACCUACACGAGGUACGUGUGCCGCAACAAGCCCGACGGUUUCAUGCUGGCGUCUCUUAAGAGCUGUUCCGACUACUACAUCUGCCGUUAUGGAAAGCCUCUUCUGGUUAGCUGCGGCAGCAAGUACUUCAACGCUCUGAAGGGUAUCUGCGAUCUGCCAGAGAACACCCAAUGCGUUCAGCCUUUGGCUUGAAGUCCUA
Molecule: messenger RNA, 2366 nt
Organism: Drosophila bipectinata
Lineage: Eukaryota; Metazoa; Arthropoda; Insecta; Diptera; Drosophilidae
Gene: Muc26B
Product: Mucin 26B
Cellular component (GO): extracellular region
Molecular function (GO): chitin binding
Source: RefSeq, a predicted model, not a curated record